ACAGCGAUCUCUCUCUCCCACUCCCAGUCGUGCCUGCGGAAACGCUAUCAGUCCUUCUAGGGUUUUUUCUUUUGACAGAAAGAGCUUGGAACCUGAGAGCUGUAAUGGUGCGGUGAGUUCCGUAAAGAGCACCAUAACAACGAUAAAUGUAAAACUCAGACUCUGACGAGCCAGAGAAGAAGAGGCCUCAUUUAAACUCACUUUCGCCCACCAUGGCUCGUAGCUCCACCACUUCUCCACCCAAUAACCAUAGCGUCGAUGCAGCAGUUCUCCAGUACCAGAACCAGAGACUUCUUCAGCAAAUAGACAAACAGAAGCAUGAUUUGCAGGAUCUUGAAGCCAAAAUUAAGGAACUAAAGGAUAAGCAAGGUUCUUAUGAUGAAAUGCUAAUCACAGUGAAUCAAAUAUGGAAUCAGUUGGUUGAUGAUUUAAUUCUUCUUGGACUAUGUGCUGGAGGAAGCCAAAAUGCUUUACAAAUUUUAGAUGGCGCUGAUUAUUCUCGUGGUUCAAUUCCAUCAUGUUCUGCGGAGGAGAUGUUUCUUUGUAGACUCCUACAAAGAGAUUCUAUAGAAGCUAAUGGCAAUGAUGAAAUUGCUAAAUAUGUUGAAGAAGCUCUCACUUUGCGUCAUACGUCUACUAGGGAGUUGUUAAAACUCUUGGAACAUACCGUUUAUUCUCAUAGGGAAAAAACAGAGAGCAUAGUCCACACUUUGGAUGGAAAGAUAUGUUCUGAAGAUGCUAUCAUCCAGUUACCUAAGAUUGAUGAUAUGAUGGAGAGGGAGGUUAAAAAUCUGCGGGAAGCGAUUGAUAUUCUUCACAUGAAGCAGAAAGAGUAUGCUGAUGUAAUUCGGACUUACCUUAGCAGCCAGUCAACAGAUCAGUCUGAAAUUAGCCGCAUUACAGGUGAGCUGGAUGACAGCAUGACUGAACUAGAGGAGAGUAGGAGGAAACUAGUGAAUCUGAAAAUGCAAAAGGAUGUUGCAUCUGGGAUGCAUAACCUUACUUCUGGUGCAGUGAAUGGAACCCUAUCACCUGAAAAAUCAACAGAAAGGACAAUAAGCUUGCGGGAACUAAGAAAUUCAAUUGAGGAAACAAAGAUACUAGCAGCUGACCGCCUUUCUGAGUAUCAAGAGGCACAUGAAGAAAAUUUAACGCUGUCAAAACAAUUGCAAGAAUUUCAGAAUGAAUUGAAGGAUGACAAAUUUGUACAUUCAUCUAGACUGUACACUAUGCGAAAUGAUCAACUCCAACAUUGGAAUGUUGAAGUGGACCGAUACAAAGCAUUGGCUGAUUCUUUGCAGGCUGAUAGGGCUCUUGUUGUGAGAAGGGAGAAGGACCUAAAUGUCAAAGUAGAGUCGGCGGAUGCAAUUAGGAAUUCGAUUGACAAUACUGAUUCUAGGAUUGAAGAACUAGAACUUCAGCUGCAGAAGUGUAUAAUUGAAAAAAAUGACUUUGAGAUAAACAUGGAAGAAGCAGUACAGGAUUCAGGAAGAAAGGACAUUAUAGCCGAGUUUCGUGUGAUGGCCUCAUCUUUGUCAAAAGAAAUGGGAAUGAUGGAAGCUCAGUUGAAGCGGUGGAAGGAAACAGCUCAUGAAACACUGUCGUUACGUGACAAAGCCCAAUCAUUAAAAGCUUCUUUAAUUACAAAGACACAUGAGCAAAAGAGCUUAGCAGAUAAAUGUGCUGAACAGUUGAUAGAGAUAAAGUCUCUUAAGGCAUUGAUUGAGAAGUUGCAGAAAGAAAAACUGGAACUGCAGAUCUUCUUAGACUUGUAUGCACAGGAAAGCUGUGAAAACAGAGACUUGAUGGAAAUCAAAGAAUCAGAACGCAGAGCGUACUCGCAAGCUGAAAUGUUCAAAAAUGCAAUAGAUGAACAUAGUCUAGAGUUGCGGGUGAAAGCAGCCAAUGAAGCUGAAGCUGCUUGUCAGCAAAGGCUUUCUGCUACUGAAGCUGAGAUAACUGAAUUAAGGGGCAAACUUGAUGCAUCUGAGAGGGAUGUUCUGGAGCUUACAGAGGCUAUUAGAAUUAAAGACAAGGAGGCAGAGGCUUAUAUAUCUGAAAUUGAGACCAUUGGUCAGGCAUAUGAAGAUAUGCAGACACAAAACCAGCAUCUGUUGCAGCAGGUGACUGAGAGGGAUGACUAUAAUAUCAAGCUCGUUUCUGAGAGUGUGAAGACAAAGCAAUCACAGAGCUUUCUACUCUCUGAUAAGCAGGCAUUGGUGAAACAACUUCAACAAGUAAACACAUCAGUAGAAUCUUUAAAAAUGAGAAUUUCCCAUGGUGAAGAGCAGAUGAAGGCUCUCCUGACAGAAGCCACAAAAACUACUGAGGAAGACAGACACCUUGCAGUCAACGUGGAAACUGCUAAGUGGGAAUUGGCUGAUGCUGAGAAGGAGUUGCAGUGGCUGAAAUCUGCUGUUUCCUCUUUUGAGAAGGAACAUGGUCAUAUUCAAAAGGAUAUCAAUGAUAUCGAAUUGGAAUUACACAUUGAGAGAAGCUCGAGGAAGAGUCUUGAGGAAGAGCUCAGGGAAUUGAACAGCAUGGUUGCUGAGAUGAGUUCUGAAACUGGAGAGGCUGCAAUACAGAAACUCCAAUCUGAAAUUAAAUUUUGCAAGAAUAUUUUGCAGUGCAGUGUUUGUACUGAUAGGCCAAAGGAGGUGGUAAUUGUGAAAUGCUAUCAUUUAUUUUGCAAUUAUUGCGUACAAAAAAAUCUAGAGAUUCGUCAUCGAAAGUGCCCUGCCUGUGGAACUCCAUUUGGCCAAAAUGACAUACGGUUUGUGAAGAUAUGAAAAAUAUUUGUGAUCCCUCUCACCCUUUUUUGAUUGCUAAGCAUCUUGCAGUAAAUAGAAUAGAUUAUAGUUUUUUAUCUUCUUGUCACGGUAGCCCAAUAUAGGAACUGUGGCUUUGUAUAGCUUUGGAGGCAAUAGUUUUGUUCCCUCUGUUCUGUAAAUGAGUGUUUUAAAAAAAUAGUUAUUAUUAUUAUUAUUUGAAACUGAUGGUAGCUCCAUUGAUGGAUGACCAUAUAAGAUAGGAUUUAGUUAUCCAUUGGAGUCAAGGAUAAGCAUCUUCAGCUUUGCUUGAUGU
This is a messenger RNA of Prunus dulcis (almond), 3084 nucleotides long. Its product is annotated as E3 ubiquitin-protein ligase BRE1-like 2. Gene Ontology annotation, cellular component: HULC complex; nucleus. Lineage: Eukaryota; Viridiplantae; Streptophyta; Magnoliopsida; Rosales; Rosaceae. Gene Ontology annotation, molecular function: metal ion binding; ubiquitin protein ligase activity. The record is from RefSeq and is a predicted model, not a curated record. The coding region runs from base 213 to 2789 and encodes 858 amino acids. The transcript is spliced from 19 exons.